AUGUCGGCGGCUGUGUCCAAUGCACCGGCUUCGGCCGCUUCAGCAGCUUCAACAACAAUGGCAACAGACGACGUCGAGGCACCUGCUCUCGACCCAACACGCGACCAACUGCGGCCAGGAGGGCACCCGACAACGUCGGGAGAUGCUGCAGCGGUAGAGCUGGCGACCGGCCUGGAUGCUGGCGACGCUGCUGGCCCUGCUGGCGGCGCGCAGCUUUAUACCACUCCGCGAGCGCUGGAAGGAUCCAGUCUUCCUUUUCUGGCUGGAUUGGCGGGGAUUAUAUCCACGAUCUUCAUCCUCGGCGACCUCUUGAACAAGCGCAUGCUCCAUCCUGCCAGCAUCGUGGUGUUUCUGCUGUCGGUGAGCUACUGCGUGGCGAUGCUGAGGCGACAGUGGGCAAGCACCGGCGGAGGCACGCGGGAGGGGCGCAACAACAGCUUCACCAAGGAGGCGCGAAAGGAGUUGAUCACGUACUUCGUGUUCGGUGCAGGCCCGGAAGGACUGCCAACGGAGGCGGGAGCGGGGGCGGGGGCGGGAAAGAAGGGAAACCGCCCAAAGCAACAAGAGCGGGGCAACGGUGCAUCGGGUGAUGAGCUUCAGGUUAGCAGGACCAGCAGCAGGAGGUGGCGUAGGGAACGCCAGCGCAGCAGCGGUGGUGACGACGACGACAUUGUAGGAGGUGCCGGCGUCAGCGACGGCGGUGCAGCGCGGAACGGUCGCAUCGACGCCAACAACGCGGAUACCGGCGGCUCGCUUUCCGCGAACACGCCGAUGCCUUCCACGGGGCCUUGUUCUCCGGCACCAUUAGAAGAAGAAGUUCUUGAUGGCGAUGCUGCUACUGCUGCUACCGCCGAGGACGCUGCUGUGACUGCCUCCCCCGGACAUGCAACAGCUGCUGUCACCGCCGCAGCUACUCCGACUGGUCCUGAGCUACCGAGAGCAACCGGUGAAGAUGCAGCAGAAGAACAAGCGUCAGCAGCGGCGAAGGCCGCUGCAGAGGACGACCCGACCAGGGCACAAUCCGACUCGGGAGAGUGGUCGACGGGUCAAGCGUGCAUCGUGUGCUUCGGCGACUACGAGCCCGGAGACCGGUUGGCCCUCCUGCCGUGCCGGCACGUGUACCACGCACAGUGCAUCGACGAGUGGUUGGACAGGGCGAAAAUCCCUAGCUGUCCGUUGUGCAAGACGGACCUUCGCCAUGCCACGCCCCCCGAUGAUCGCUCUAGGAGCAUCUCUACUGCUGGUGGGGGCGGUACGAGUGUCAAUGCUGCCAGAGUUGGAGGAGGCAGCGGCGGCGGCGGCGGGGGGGAGAGGGUCGAGUUUACGGGUGACAACGCCGUGUAAAAAGAAAAUCGGUGGUGUUUUUCUUGUGUCUGUUCGAUUUCGGUGCGAUGAAAGGUCAUGUGUGUGUGUGUUCGUGCUUGACCAGCGUGAAAUGGCGGUGCGAAACGGUUUGAGUACGCAUCCUUGCUUCGCAGGUGAAGUUGAAGUGCGUGAAAUCUACUUAUCCGUAUGUGGCAGCAUUGGGAGUCUGCAGUGCAACACAGAAUAGAUAGAACAUAGACGACGCAUUUAUCCACGAGGUCUUUGCAUCCGCCCACAACAGCUCGAAUGGAAGCAGGGCUGCGAGUUUUGUCGAGAUGUCGACUGUAGAGCUUACGUACGAUAUUGGCAAGGUUGGCACGGGGCCGGGGGAGGAAAGACGCACGCCAAUGGAUUGAUUGGAAACCCUGACCGGCUUUCCACUAGGGAAUUGGGAUAAAACGCCUACGCGCGCAGGGGGGGGGGGGUUUCAACCCUGGGAAAAAGUAGGCCCUGAACCUCUCGGUGGUGUUGAACUAUGAUGUUUGGAGAGGGGGGAGAAGAGGAGCAAGACGGCAAUAACAAUCUUUGUUUCGGUAAACCGCAUCCGGCCGGUUGUUGCGCUCGCAUGGCAGUGACCACACACGGCGGGUGCGGCAUUGAUUCUAGGUUUGAUAUGCCUACAAGUUGGAUGUCUUUGUUUACGGUACAGCAGUUUAUCUGUGUGUGUGAGUUUUGGGGGACAGGGACGGGGGGAGGAGCUGGUCGUGGAGCACGGGUGGGGUACAUUGAGGAGCGCACCAUGGUGGAAAGGAGGGAGUCCUGGAGAUUUACCACCAAAACCCAAUCAGUCGCGUGGAGACGCAAGGUGCAGUUGUGAGCUCCCCGGGACUUGCCGUUGUGGUAUCUUUUUUUGUGGGGGAGGGGAAGGGGCGGGGGGCGAAGAUGCACCCCCGUGGGUGUUGCUUUAGUCCAGGGUGGAAGAGGACGAGCGGAUGGGAUGCGUUCAUUCGCGGCGCCAGUCGGUCGGUCGAAACGAGAAACAACCACCGAUGGAAUAUCGCAGCGCGAUUGGCGCAACGGUACAAAACGCCAUUGCGUAGGGCUGAACGUUUCUUUCUACCCGGUUCGUUGCAGCGGCUAUUUUGUCGCUCUCAGUGUUUAAAAAAAUGUCGUUGGUGAUGUGGCCGGGACUAUUCACUCAAAGAGCGCAGGCAGCAAGGCAAGGGACUGCAAGCUGGAUUUACGUUAAUGGUGACAUGGAUACCCCGUACACAUUGAACCGAACGGGGAGGUCAAGAGGAGCCACCGACCAUGCUAGACACUUGUAUGCAUAGAUUGUUUUGUGUUUGCAUUUUUUUGUUUUCUCGUGACCUAGUCAUGGUCCGGUUGUACAAGAGGUGGGUUGGAAGAGAGAUAGCGCUUUUAUUUGAUUGUUUUGAUUAUAGCGUUUUUCAAGGUUAAGAACAUGUAACGUCCUUUGUUUUCUUGUUUCCUUUGUCGUUGUUAGUCUUGGUGUCUUGAUGGCCCUCCGCAAGGCUGCGUUGAGCUCUCAUCACCCUGCGCGAGCACUCAAUAGACAACCUAAACGCUGAUUGUGGUUUGUGCGCUCACCCAACGGGGAAGGAUUGUUUGUGGGGGAUAAGUUUGAGUCGACGAUAUUCUUUGAGUCUUUGGUAUAGAGGAACGCGUAGAAGCGCGAUCACCCGGAUUGAUUGUCGUUUGAGGCCUUCACAUGCAGAACGUAGAUAGGUGCUAAUACGUGUUGUGCGCUGCUUGUGCUGUUGCGGCUGUCCGUCUGAUUUGUGGUUUCCUGUUGUAAAAUUCAGUUCAUCUUGCACUGGCGGCCUGGGAGAGAGAGGAGAAAACGCUGAAUGGAGUGAGUGCUGAUUAUGUUUCGACGUGUGAAUCGGUUGUGUUCUGUGUCUUGUGUUGUUGUGUGCGUACACCAAACACAACGAGACGAUGAGUGAUUCGUGUUUGGCACCACGGGCGGGUACAGGUGGGGUUUUGGGGUCUAUCAAUAGUGCUGUUCGGACGGUGUGGUUGCAGUUGUUCUCACUUGGCUGCAGCGCAGGCAUGAAACAUCGUAGGAACAUCGGCGUAGGCAUAGUAUCAGGUGUACUCGUGCGGUAGUGAUACAUACGCAUAGCAACAACGUUUUUUUUGUAAGGAAACGGUGGCAGUCUUCGUCAAAUCUGUCGUUGGUAUCUGUGUACUGCGGAAUCAUCAUGAUUUUCGGUCGAUAUUGGUGUCUACAUUUGGCAUGAAGGAGAAUGAAUCUAAUAUUGAUACUG
Messenger RNA from Ectocarpus siliculosus, 3599 nucleotides. The record is from the annotation of a GenBank genome assembly. Lineage: Eukaryota; Phaeophyceae; Ectocarpales; Ectocarpaceae.